This is a messenger RNA of Daldinia caldariorum, 882 nucleotides long. RefSeq names its product P-loop containing nucleoside triphosphate hydrolase protein. NCBI's taxonomy places the organism in Eukaryota, Fungi, Ascomycota, Sordariomycetes, Xylariales, Hypoxylaceae. Bases 1 to 882 code for a protein of 293 amino acids. The record is from RefSeq and is a predicted model, not a curated record. The transcript has 7 exons. Gene Ontology annotation, molecular function: ATP hydrolysis activity; ATP binding.
AUGUUUUUCCAUUGUGCUAAAUGGCCUGCUUUCUUAGAGUACAUCGGUGCUGGGUUAAAACCUGGUUGGAAAAAGAUCUCAUUGAUAUCAGGGGUCUUCGCCCUCCGAGAAUUGCGGAAAGCUCCAUUGACCAAUAGCAAGAGUGAAGCCGAGUUGUUUAGCGCAGAUUUCAUCCGCGGAAAGGGUGAAGAACAAAUAUUCCUUCUACACGGACAUCCAGGUACAAGGAAGACGCUCACAGCCGAGUCUGUCGCUGAAUACACAAAGAGGCCACUGCUCAGCAUCACCGCAGCUGAUCUGGGCCAUGAACCAGUAGAACUGGAGAGGAAUCUCCUCAAAUUUUUCAGAGAUGCUACCAGCUGGGACGCAAUUGUAUUGUUAGACGAGGCCGACGUGUACCUAGAACGGCGUUCGAGCAACGAGCUCAAGAGAAGCAGUAUCAAUUUUCCUACGCGUGCUGGAAUACUUCCAAGGCAUUCUCGAUCGGAUAUAAGCCUCUUUGUCGUGAUCCUCUUUGAGCUUGCGAAAGAGGAUCACGAGCAGGGCAGACCAGAAAUCCGCUACGAAUACGAUGCUAAAGAAUAUGUCCGAAAGAGCGAGGAAACUAAGGAAUUAGAAUGGAACGGUCGCGAAAUUCGCAACACUUUCCAAUCUGCUGUUGCGCUUGCGCUUUACGACUCGAAGACAGCUAGGGGAAAAGUUGUCCCGGUUGAGGAAUCUAUCCCGGAAGUCAAGGAGGCGCACCUGAAAGAAAUUGCCCACAUGUCUACUGCAUUAAAGAAUUAUAUUACUUCUACUUAUCAAGGCAUCAAGAAUUCAGACAUGGCGUAUAAUGUAGGGAUCCGAGACGAUAACCUUGGUAGACCUCAGAAGGGAGCAUGA